Solanum verrucosum is the source of this 1445-nucleotide messenger RNA. RefSeq lists its product as uncharacterized. Gene Ontology annotation, molecular function: kinase activity. The coding region runs from base 54 to 1337 and encodes 427 amino acids. Lineage: Eukaryota; Viridiplantae; Streptophyta; Magnoliopsida; Solanales; Solanaceae. The record is from RefSeq and is a predicted model, not a curated record. The transcript has 13 exons.
AUUUCCUCUGUGUCAUCUCAAAAUCACUGCUUUACUUUGAUCAUCUCCCAGAAAUGGCGGCGUUCCGGUUGCAGUCAUGUAACUCUCCGUCACUUUCCGGCCGAUCACCGCCGUCAACUCUGCUACUUCAUAUUCCCACACGCUGUAACCUAACCUGUAACUCUUCCUUCACCAGGUUUAAAAUGUCAAUUUCGUCAACCCCACAAACUGCCGCAAUCCCAGAAAAUCAUAGCGUUUUAGGUUGUGGAAUGGCGGCGGUGGAUUUCCUUGUUGCUGUUGAUUCUUAUCCUAACCCUGAUGAUAAGAUUCGAAGCACCAGUUUUCAGGUUCAAGGAGGUGGCAAUGCAGGGAAUGCUUUGACUUGUGCAGCUCGUUUAGGCCUAUCUCCAAGAAUUAUAUCGAAGGUUGCAGAUGAUUCUCAAGGGAAAGCAAUACUGGAAGAGCUGGAAGCUGAUGGGGUCGAUACGUCGUUUAUGGUGGUUUCCGAAGGGGGCCAUUCAACAUUCUCUUACGUCAUUGUUGAUAGUCAAGCGAAAACUCGGACUUGCAUUUACACUCCAGGAUACCCACCUAUGAUACCUGAGGAUUUAUCCAAGUCGAAUUUGUCGUCAGCUCUGGAUGAUGUGAGAUUUGUAUAUUUUGAUGGAGUAUUGCAAGAAACUGAAUUGUUAUCAGCUUUAGUUGUGGCCCGAGAGGCACAUCAGAGGAAUAUACCUAUUGUAAUUGAUGCAGAAAGUAAAAGAGAAAGGGUAGAUGACCUUCUAAACUUGGCAACUUAUGUCGUAUGCUCAGCGAGAUUUCCACAGGUAUGGACAGAGGCCCCUUCAAUCCCAGCUGCUCUAGUUUCUGUACUUCUAAAGUUGCCAAACAUCAAAUUUGUAAUUGUGACAUUGGGUGAAGAUGGCUGCAUGAUGUUAGAAAGGGCUGAAGCUGAGGAUCUCCAGUCUGAAGAAAUUGAUGUCGAUGACUUGUUCAAGAAAAUGAAGCAGAGUAUUGAUACUGGCGCAACCAGUGCAACAUCCAUAUCUUCGGAUAUUGCAAAAUUGCAUGCAAAAGGCAUCGGGACAGUGAGUGGGAAGCUGCUUCUUGGAACAGCUGAAAAGAUACCGCCAUCAGAAUUAGUCGAUUCAACUGGUGCAGGUGAUGCAUUUAUUGGAGCAGUUCUGUAUGCUCUCUGUGCCAAUAUGCCACCAGAAAGAAUGUUGCCAUUUGCUUCUCAAGUGGCAGGUAUCGGCUGUAGGGCAUUGGGAGCAAGAGCUGGUCUUCCCCAGCUAACAGACCCUCGAUUGAAACCCUUUUUAGUGAACGAUCCCCAAAACGUGGCCACAUUGCUAUAGAAGAGAACACAAGCCAAAUCUAUUGUCAAGUUUGGAUUUUCUUUUUGUUUUUUCACUUUGUCUAGACAUAUGUUCUGCAACAUUUGUAACAUUUUAUGUGAAAUAUUU